Molecule: messenger RNA, 2545 nt
Organism: Caenorhabditis auriculariae
Lineage: Eukaryota; Metazoa; Nematoda; Chromadorea; Rhabditida; Rhabditidae
Source: the annotation of a GenBank genome assembly
AUGAGCUCUGGCCGAAGAAGAGCUGCGAUUGCUCUACCUCCCGUAAACGAGUUUGACCAGCCACUUAUAGGUUUUUUUUUUCAAAUGUUUAAUUAGGACAUCUUUCUCUUUACAAAAAUAAUGUUUCACAUUAUCGAAGGCUUUCAAAUUCAAAAGAGUUUGCAUAGAACUUCUGAAACAAAUUAAUAUAUGGCUUUAAUACGUUCUAAGGCUUUUUUUUAAAAUACUCAGGAUAGAUUCAGAUGCUACAUUUUAAUCAAAAUAUUUUUCAUCAUUAUCAAGUUUUCAGGAUUUGAUUACAAGAUAGAUGUGCCUUUACUUUCUCCAAUUCAUCAACACACCUUCCGGCCAUCAAGUUUACAGCAGGUUAAUAUAUUUCGCUGUUAUCAACUAUUCUCUUCAUCCUUUAUUCAAUUUUUGACUCUUAUAUUUUCUAGUUUUAAAUAAUAACAAUGAAAAAAACAUUAUAGAUUCAAUAUUGUCAGAAUCUAUGAGAUUAUUCCUUUUUUCGAAUCCUUUAUUAUUUUUGCAUUGAAAUUUGAAGUUUCAUCUCGAAAAUCGCAUAGGAUAUUCCUGAACGUGGCUGAACUUUUCAUUUUGCCGUUUGCCAGUUCACCUGUCAGUUUCUCUAAUUUCAUAGCCACCAUUCAUAAAAAAAAUAACAAAAAAAGUCAAAAGGGAACAAAAAAAUGUUGAUGAGGGCUGCUUCUUGGAUUGCUCCGUUGCUUUCACGUUGUAAACACGACUCGGUGGCGGCACAACAUUUCCUAUCUUCCAACCAUUUUCCAACAUCCUCCGACCUAUUAUGAUUCAUUAAUUCCCCUACUUUCCAAACAAAAAAGAGAUAUGUCCGAAGAAUCCAAUAUCCACAGUAAGAAAGUAUUCCUUCGGUUUCACACACGCGGCUCUAACGCUUCCAUCAAUUUUCAACGUCCUAAAUACGUCUUACAGAAGGUUGAAUACAUUAUUUUUUGUACUUGUCUGUGUCUGAGAACUGUCUAACUUUAAGAUGAAUAGCUUAUAACAAGACAUUUUUAUUUUCAAAACCCUUCUUUUUUUUUCAAAUUCCAGUUGAGCUUGUGAAAUUUUGAAAGCAAAAGACUACGAUAAGGAGAUUGACUAGUUAUGAACUUGAGUUAUUCAACACUUUUCAGGUCGUAGACGAGACACACUUUUCUAAAAAUGAAGUUCGAGCAAUUUACCGAGCUUUUAAAGAAACUUCUCCGAAUGCGGUCAUAAACAAAGGUAAUUUUCCAUCAAUUUUAUUUUAACCAGUAUUUUUCAGUUAUUUUGAGAGAGAAAUUUGCUGAGUUGUUCCCACACGGUGAUAUUGAGCAUUAUUCUGAUUUAUUAUUUGAUACGUUCGACAACGAUGGAAACGGGACAAUCAAUUUUCAGGUUUGUGCCUAAAGAUGUACUUAUAUUUUUGAGAGGUAUCCCGACUAUUACGAAAACGAAAAAAGUCUUCGUGAGAGCAUGAUUUACUUCAAUUGUCGCUAACCAGACCUUGAGUCAUAUCGUAACUUUUGGAUCAUUUGUUCAAUAGAAAUAUUGAACGACUCGAAUUUAUCAUGAGAAGUUGUAGAUAAUAUCUGUAAAAAAAGAUGAUAAGCGGUAAAACUUGGGAACUCAAAGAGCCCGACUCUCAUCUUUGGAGAGUAGAUAAAGCGACUUUUUAAAGUGGAUGAUGGGCCUUGAAAACUCCAGAGAACGAGUACAACAUCUUGACUGGCAAUUUUUCAAAAUGUUAGGAACCCAUAAUUUCAUUUACAGAUUUUUAUUAAAAUUUGUUUGCGCGAAAAAUUUGGAUUUGACUCAAAUCUUCAUUUUAUAAGAGAAUAUUUAGUUUUCAAGGAUAAACACAAAAUAAUGAAUGAGGAACCGAAAAUGAAACAGCUCAAAUUAUUGCACUUUUUUAGUAAUUUAUUUGAUCUAAUUUCUUGUUGUUUCAGGAGUUUGUAAAAGCUCUAUCGAUUUUAUGUCGAGGUACAAUGGAUGAAAAGUUAGACUGGCUGUACAAACUGUACGACCCAAAAGAUAAAGGUGAAGUGACCUGGCACCGACUUUAUUAUGUUAUUACUUCAAUGGACGAUUUGAUGGGUAGAAACUUCUUCCUGUUUAGUAACUUAUCGCAGAUUUCAGGUCGGAAAGCGAAGCCAAGUUACACCAGAGAACAGAAACACGAACGAGCGUCUCAAGUUUUUCAGGUUUCAAGUUUCAUUUUUUUUUUGUAGAGAAACCUCUGAAUCAAGAAAGCUAACACACACCGGUUGAGAAGGCUAAUCUGUAAAGUUUGAAUCAUUUUUUAACACGGAAAUCGUGCUAUUUCAAGUUUUCAAUGUUUUCCUUUUAAAGUUUUGUUUCUAGGGACUUGUUUGUAGUAACUCAGAUUCUAUCCAUUUUGAACUUAACUCAAAGAAGUUUCCAGAAGUUUGACGUUGGAAACAAAGGCCGUAUAACAAAAGAAGACUUUAUCCGAAUUUGCAAGACGGAUCGAACUAUUCUUAACUCAAUCUCAGCAUUGUACACCAUUUUACCUGGUUGA